This is a messenger RNA of Wickerhamiella sorbophila, 1257 nucleotides long. RefSeq lists its product as hypothetical. Lineage: Eukaryota; Fungi; Ascomycota; Dipodascomycetes; Dipodascales; Trichomonascaceae. The coding region runs from base 1 to 1257 and encodes 418 amino acids. The transcript has a single exon. The record is from RefSeq and is a predicted model, not a curated record.
AUGGCAAAUCGACCCCGUCGGCCAGUGAGCCGCAAGCCAGUUGGUUCUGGCGAGUCGCCCGGGCUUGGAUCCGGCGAUUUUUCGACUACCCUGGACCCUUCUUCGACGCUGCCCUCUCCGUAUGCUAACGCGUACCGUGCACGGCUCAACCAGGACGUUUUCUCGACCCCCUCUCCUCCGCCUCCGCAGCCGCCGAAAUCGUCGUUCCAGGAGUACACUGGCGAGCAAUUUUUUGAGACUCUGCAGUCUCUUCCGACGCAGGCGUCGGGACAAGACUUUCGCCAGACCUCAGCGCUUAUUGGGCAGCCGCGUAGGUCGGUUGUGGAGGAGCCACUUCAUUUCGCUGAUCACACACAGCCCCAGCAGUCUGCAGCCGGUUCUGCAGAGGAGCUUGAGAAAAUGUACAAUAACUUUCAUUUUUCAGAGUCGUCGUUCGAGCCCCCAGAGGAGCAGCUGGAUCCCGUCCCCUCUGGUCAUCAGCGAAUGCCCUCGGGUGAAGUGUACCCUCUGAACGUCAAUACCCGCGAGGCAUUCGACAUAUACGACCACUACGGCAAUGAUGACGACAGUACUGGCGCUGCUGAUGACAUGGACGAUUUUGUCGACGCAACCGUCGAGAUUGAGCAGGCCACAGCGAUUCGGGUGAUGUCCCCCGGAAUCACCCAGAGCCCUGCCUCGUCAUCGGCUAGACUUCCGAGAGACGCAAGCUACCCCAAUACUCUAAACAGCAGAUUCUCCAGUCCUGGUCGCACCCACUCUCCGCAAUCUGCGUUGAGCCCCACCAGCACACCUCCAGUCAUGCCUGACACUCCUACAGAGCAGGUGCUUGAUGUCCCUGCACAACCCGCGGGCGACGAGAGCGUCGGCAGAGACGAGGUUUCUUUGGGCAUUGGCACUGGGUCUGCAUAUGUCAAGUAUCUGCGGAGCAGUGUUGGCAGCAGCUACACUAACAAGUCACCGGCUCGUCUUCCCAUUGGCGUUGGCUCUAAUAAACAGGCCGCCUACACGGUACCAAAAGAGUUCCUCCGGCGGGCCAUGAAUAUCCGUUAUGCUCAUCUUCAGCCGCGUAUGCUUGCGUCUGAGAUUGACGACGACGACGAUAGCGUGGCCGUGCCUGGGACCCCAACGUCUGCUACCCCUGUGCCACUGGUUGUACCUUCAAGUGAUUCUCGACGAUCCAGCUCAAGCACCUCGGUGGUUGAGGAGGUUGGCCGAAUCAAACUGUUUGUUGCCAACCCAGACAGUGAUGAUGAUUAG